AUGGUCGACACUCCCGCGGGUGUGACCUUCAUCGCACCCAGCACGCCGUUGAAGAAACCGGAGCUGGAUACCAUCGGAGAGGUGAUGGUGACACUCUCGUCCACACUCAACAAGCCUAACUUGACCUACGAGGAAAAGGAAGACUUUCUCACCGCCUUCUCGCGCUGGCUGCAGGUCACCGCCGACCGCCACGACAUUGCCCUCGAGCAAGGCAUGACUUCCGAUGACGACAGUAACUUCGGCGCCGACGAUGAAGGAGCUGCGAAGGACGAAGAUGAUGACGAGGACGUGAUUGCUCUCGGCAAACGCAAGACCGGCUCUGGCAAAGAUGGCUAUAAUGACGACGAGGAGUCCGAGAUCGCCCUUCAAGCCAUCACGGUUACACUCUCCCCCGACCUGUCCUUCGCCGCAAUGAAUGAUCUACGCGACCGGUUCGUUCAAAAACUUCAAGCUAUCAGGAUCUCCAAGGGCCGCCGUCUCGUCAACUCGAACGGCGAUGUCAUCAGCCGCAAAGGUCUCGCCGCGGCGAAGAUAGACAUACGGGAGUGUCAACAGAUCGCAAACUACAUCUUCACCGACAUGUUCGGCCAGCCGGCUCUUGUGCGACUAGCCCAGCUCAUCGAACACGUCAGCCACCCGAGUGGUGGUGGUGACCCCAAUGUGGUCGAGCGCGCCAUCCAGGCUGCCAACGACGCCAAAAUGCCUCGGGUCCUUCGCGCGUUGUUCGCUGCAUGGGCCAAAGCCGAGGCUGCUGAUGUCAAGACCAACAGCUUUCAUCGUGCAAUCCUAGGCAAUGUCGCCCUCCUAGACAUACUGACACUGUAUAACAACCUAAUCACGACCCUCGACAAAGGACGCAACACCAAGGCGAGACGAAUGCUGGAGAAUGCGGGUCUGAAGACCUCCCGGGGUCGGGGCUGGAAGAGCCUGGUCGGGGCUGGAAGAGCCUGGUCAGAGAGUUCAUCAGCACGACUUUGGGGCUCCAAAGCCAUCAUGCCAUUAGCAACAAGCUACAAGAGGCGCAGAUUGUGUCCACCUUUUGCGAACCAUGGGACAAUGGAAUGA
Exophiala spinifera is the source of this 1065-nucleotide messenger RNA. RefSeq lists its product as uncharacterized. Bases 1 to 1065 code for a protein of 354 amino acids. The record is from RefSeq and is a predicted model, not a curated record. NCBI's taxonomy places the organism in Eukaryota, Fungi, Ascomycota, Eurotiomycetes, Chaetothyriales, Herpotrichiellaceae. The transcript has 2 exons.